Tupaia belangeri chinensis (Chinese tree shrew) is the source of this 426-nucleotide messenger RNA. RefSeq names its product gastric inhibitory polypeptide (gene GIP). Lineage: Eukaryota; Metazoa; Chordata; Mammalia; Scandentia; Tupaiidae. Gene Ontology annotation, biological process: regulation of insulin secretion; regulation of fatty acid biosynthetic process; response to starvation. Bases 1 to 426 code for a protein of 141 amino acids. The transcript is spliced from 5 exons. Gene Ontology annotation, molecular function: hormone activity; glucagon receptor binding. Gene Ontology annotation, cellular component: extracellular region. The record is from RefSeq and is a predicted model, not a curated record.
AUGGUGGCCAUGAAGACCUUCUCUCUGCUGCUGGUGUUUCUGUUCCUGGCGGUGGGGCUAGGAGAGAAGGAGGAGCAUCACUCCAGACCCUAUGCGAAGGUCAGCGGCCCCCGACCUCGAGGCCCCAGGUAUGCCGAGGGCACUUUCAUCAGUGACUACAGUAUUGCCAUGGACAAGAUCCGCCAGCAAGACUUCGUGAACUGGCUGCUGGCCCAGAAGGGGAAGAAGAAUGACUGGAAACACAACAUCACCCAGAGGGAGGCCGGGGCCCAGGAGCUGACCAGUCAGCCUAAGAGGAGUGAGGAGGCAGUGGAGCCAAGUUCUGCACCUAAGACCCCCAGGGAUGAAGAUUUGCUAAGGGACUUCCUGACUCAAGAGCUGCUGGCCUGGAUGGUGGAACAGACAGGGCUCUGCAGCCUCAGGUGA